AUGAGAAUAUCAGCCCUAUCGCACGGUAUUUAUGAGAAUCCUAGUCGAGAAAGGACAGCUAUGAGAAUAUCAGCCCUAUCGCACGGUAUUUAUGAGAAUCCUAGUCGAGAAAGGACAGCUAUGAGAAUAUCAGCCCUAUCGCACGGUAUUUAUGAGAAUUCUAGUCGAGAAAGGACAGCUAUGAGAAUAUCAGCCCUAUCGCACGGUAUUUAUGAGAAUCCUAGUCGAGAAAGGACAGCUAUGAGAAUAUCAGCCCUAUCGCACGGUAUUUAUGAGAAUCCUAGUCGAGAAAGGACAGCUAUGAGAAUAUCAGCCCUAUCGCACGCCCUAUCGCACGGUAUUUAUGAGAAUCCUAGUCGAGAAAGGACAGCUAUGAGAAUAUCAGCCCUAUCGCACGGUAUUUAUGAGAAUCCUAGUCGAGAAAGGACAGCUAUGAGAAUAUCAGCCCUAUCGCACGGUAUUUUUGAGAAUCCUAGUCGAGAAAGGACAGCUAUGAGAAUAUCAGCCCUAUCGCACGGUAUUUAUGAGAAUCCUAGUCGAGAAAGGACAGCUAUGAGAAUAUCAGCCCUAUCGCACGGUAUUUAUGAGAAUCCUAGUCGAGAAAGGACAGCUAUGAGAAUAUCAGCCCUAUCGCACGGUAUUUAUGAGAAUCCUAGUCGAGAAAGGACAGCUAUGAGAAUAUCAGCCCUAUCGCACGGUAUUUAUGAGAAUCCUAGUCGAGAAAGGACAGCUAUGAGAAUAUCAGCCCUAUCGCACGAGUCAGCUUAA
Molecule: messenger RNA, 768 nt
Organism: Chilo suppressalis (striped riceborer)
Lineage: Eukaryota; Metazoa; Arthropoda; Insecta; Lepidoptera; Crambidae
Source: the annotation of a GenBank genome assembly